This is a messenger RNA of Prosopis cineraria, 1052 nucleotides long. RefSeq lists its product as uncharacterized. Lineage: Eukaryota; Viridiplantae; Streptophyta; Magnoliopsida; Fabales; Fabaceae. The transcript is spliced from 5 exons. Bases 92 to 574 code for a protein of 160 amino acids. The record is from RefSeq and is a predicted model, not a curated record.
UAUAAAUUUACUUAUUUGGCCAAACUGGGUUAAACCGCCGGUGCAGGUGUGGUCGGAUCGUUGUGGUGGCCGAGCGAACGAGCCAGAGAGAAUGGUGAAAGAGAUCGAAACUCUAAGCGAAGAUGAAAGACGCGCACUUCGUGGCAGUAAAUUCGCGCCUCUUCCUUGUCAAUCUCGCCCUUCCAGCUCCCAGCCCAGGUUGGCUCAUCCUGGUGGACCGGUGACCACAAACAAAGCGGCGGCAUUAGCAAAGUUUCUUGAGAGAAAACUGAAGGAGCCUGAUGGGCUGGCGUCUAUCAACCCUGAUCUUCUUGAACUCGCUGUCAAUAAUGCCAAACAGACUGUUUUUGCAACACGCAGUACAUCAAAUCCACAAAGAAGUGUCCGGCAUGUAGACUCCUUUGGUGACACUGACUAUGAGGAUUCUGAAGAUGAGAAGAAUGAACCUUCUCAAGUGAAAAAAUCAAAGAAGAAGAACAAGAAGAAAAUAGGCAAAAAGGAAAAGAAAAAGCGAAAGAAAGUAGAGGAUCCAGGACUUGUAGUCAAAAAGCAUAAAAAGAAGUUCAAAUUUUGAUUCAUUCUGGUUGACAGCCAUGGAUGUUGAAUCUGCAUCCUCUUAACCGGCCCCAUAGGGCAUCUGACAUGAUUGCCUUGUGAUUCAACGUUAUACCAAGUUUCUUGUGGAUUUCAAAUGGAGGACUGAGGUCAGUGGAUUUUUUGUCAUGUGUUAUUUCCUUCAAAUGAGUCACAAGCAACGCAUGGAGUCACUGAUACAGCUUUGGCAUAUUGACUUCCCAGAUCAUUUACAAGAUAAGAUGAUGAACUAUUUAUUAUUUAGAUUAUUUCAGGGGUUGGUGGUGUUGGCAAUGUUUUGGUAACUGUUCACAAAUUAUUACCUCAUGAUGAUCCAAGAUGCAGUGGAGCAUAUCAUGUUACAGAAAUGAUAUUUUAACAGUUUAAAGAACUAUGAAUGUGAUUUUGGUUUCAAUCUUAAGACAUUAGACUGUAGACACCAAUUGCUACAUGAAAUAUACUUGCUUCAAAACCAUGAA